Messenger RNA from Penaeus indicus, 1651 nucleotides. RefSeq names its product tubulin alpha-3 chain-like. NCBI's taxonomy places the organism in Eukaryota, Metazoa, Arthropoda, Malacostraca, Decapoda, Penaeidae. The record is from RefSeq and is a predicted model, not a curated record. The coding region runs from base 143 to 1495 and encodes 450 amino acids. Gene Ontology annotation, biological process: microtubule cytoskeleton organization; mitotic cell cycle. The transcript has 3 exons. Gene Ontology annotation, cellular component: cytoplasm; microtubule. Gene Ontology annotation, molecular function: structural constituent of cytoskeleton; GTP binding.
GUCAUGGAGGGUAUAUAUGCCGGUCCGGGGGAAGGUCGAGUGUUAGAUCCACAACUGCGCUAACAUCGUAACGUUAGACGCGAUUGGGUUCGAAAUCCUUUGAGAAGCUCCUCCUCGUCGAUACUUUGCAAACACAACAAAAAUGCGUGAGUGCAUCUCCAUCCACGUGGGCCAGGCUGGGUGCCAGAUGGGCAAUGCCUGCUGGGAACUGUACUGUCUCGAGCACGGCAUCGCCCCCGACGGCUCCAUGCCCUCCGACAAGGCCCUCGGAGGCGGCGACGACUCCUUCAACACCUUCUUCAGCGAAACCGGCGCAGGCAAACACGUCCCCAGAGCUGUCUUUGUCGAUCUCGAACCCUCUGUUGUCGACGAAGUCCGCACCGGCACCUACCGCCAGUUGUUCCACCCCGAGCAGCUGAUCAGCGGCAAGGAGGACGCGGCCAACAACUACGCUCGCGGUCACUACACCAUCGGCAAGGAGAUCGUCGACCUCGUCUUGGACCGCGUCAGGAAGUUGGCCGACGCCUGCACGGGUCUCCAGGGCUUCCUGGUGUUCCACUCCUUCGGCGGCGGCACUGGCUCCGGCUUCACCUCCCUCCUCAUGGAAAGGCUCUCCGUCGACUACGGCAAGAAGAGCAAGCUGGAGUUCGCCAUCUACCCCGCCCCGCAGGUCGCCACCGCCGUCGUCGAGCCCUACAACUCCAUCCUGACCACCCACACCACCCUGGAGCACUCCGACUGCGCCUUCAUGGUCGACAACGAAGCCAUCUACGACAUCUGCCGCAGGAACCUGGACAUCGAGCGCCCCACCUACGCUAACCUGAACCGUCUCAUCGGCCAGAUCGUCUCCUCCAUCACUGCCUCCCUCAGGUUCGACGGCGCCCUCAACGUUGACCUGACUGAGUUCCAGACCAACUUGGUGCCCUACCCCAGGAUCCACUUCCCUCUAGUCACCUAUGCCCCCGUCAUCUCCGCCGAGAAGGCCUACCACGAGCAGCUCACCGUCGGCGAGAUCACCAACGCCUGCUUCGAGCCCGCCAACCAGAUGGUCAAGUGCGACCCCCGCCACGGCAAGUACAUGGCCUGCUGUCUGCUGUACCGUGGCGACGUCGUGCCCAAGGACGUGAACGCCGCCAUCGCCUCCAUCAAGACCAAGCGCUCCAUCCAGUUCGUGGACUGGUGUCCCACUGGCUUCAAGGUGGGCAUCAACUACCAGCCCCCGACCGUGGUGCCCAACGGCGACUUGGCCAAGGUGUCCCGCGCCGUGUGCAUGCUGUCCAACACCACCGCCAUCGCCGAGGCCUGGGCUCGCCUCGACCACAAGUUCGACCUGAUGUACGCCAAGCGCGCCUUCGUGCACUGGUACGUCGGAGAGGGCAUGGAGGAGGGUGAGUUCUCCGAGGCCCGCGAGGACCUGGCUGCCCUCGAGAAGGACUACGAGGAGGUCGGCCUCGACACUGUGGGCGACGAGGAGGAGCAAGGCGAUGAUUACUAGGCUUGCCCGCAGGUCGGCCUGGAUACGACUCGCCUGUAGAGGGGCUCAGAUGCCCUUCGCGAAGUCAUUGGUCACACAGCUUUACCCUUACUGUUAGGCAACCAAAACCAUUCCAUUUGGAAAACAACAGAAAUUAAAACAAAUAUUUUGGUAUCA